This is a messenger RNA of Halichondria panicea, 3307 nucleotides long. RefSeq names its product DNA (cytosine-5)-methyltransferase 3C-like. The transcript is spliced from 14 exons. Gene Ontology annotation, molecular function: methyltransferase activity. Gene Ontology annotation, cellular component: nucleus. NCBI's taxonomy places the organism in Eukaryota, Metazoa, Porifera, Demospongiae, Suberitida, Halichondriidae. Bases 185 to 3178 code for a protein of 997 amino acids. The record is from RefSeq and is a predicted model, not a curated record.
CAAAAAACCACAGCUCUCUUGCAUAAGCGCAUAAGCAUGCAUAAUAAUUGCUAUAAAUUGAAAUUGCAAAAGUGAGAAAGUCUACUUUCUUUUAUAGUAGUAUAAUUGCAGUGGUGUAAGGCAGUUUUUCAUCUUCAUUGUGUGUGCUCUCUGCCUUUCAUCAAUAUUUCAAGGCAAGACAGACAUGCAAAUGCUUAAAGCUGGAGAAGAGAAGCCGCUCUUUACUGCUUCACUUUCAGUCGAUAUACUGAAGCUAACAAACCCAAUGAGUAGCUAUGCUCCCUAUGUCUCGGAAAUGGACUCCUCUUUACAACUUGGGAAGCAUCCAAGAGUGAAAACAACAGUUCCCAAGCAACCUAGAGAAUCGAUGAUGGAAGAACAAAACAGUUCAACGUCCUGUGAUAGUGAUAUCGAAUCCAGCCCAAUUUUCCACACUCCACCAAAUACACCUCCGUUUGAAAAAAUGUCAAAAAGGGCGAAAUAUCGAACGGUUGAAACUCCAACUCUUCAUUCUUUUGAUGAAGGAUUCCAGUUUUCUGAUGAAAGCUUCCGACGAUUCAGCUCAAGAAGCCGAAAACAGACUCACUUUUUAGGUGUUGGUAGCGAAGAGGCUGAGGUAGAUACUGAAAGGAAAAGAAGUAGACCUAGAGGAAGGAAGCUAUUGUUUUCUCCUCCACCAGUACCAGCAUUGAAAAGAGAUGUCUUUGGUCAAUCUUCUAUUUUGAAAGAUGAAGAUAGGUUGCAGGUGACAGGGAGCAAAGACACGGUGGAGCAGCAGCAGGAAGCUGAGGGGGAUGAGAAUACAAUCACUUCUGCAACCACUCCAGCUGUAGUAAAGCAAGCAGAAGAGAAACCCCAGGAUGACUCAGCAGGCUCAGUACCAGAAGACUCCCCUGCACAGCCUGUCACCAGAGAAUGGCUUGAAGAGAGCUUCCGUGUGGGCACAAUGGUAUGGGGCAAGCUCCCUGGAUACUGCUGGUGGCCCGGGAUGGUUAUCAGUUACGGUGGUCCCGGUGCUGAACGCGAUGACGAGGGAACAGGAGAGUCCAAUGUCCAAGCAUGGGUGAAAUGGUUUGGAGAGACCCAGCUGUCCAGAAUUGCUGCUGAGAAACUGUGCUACUUUCAUGAGUUCAAGGAGUACUUUCAACCACUUCAGCUCAAGGGAACGUACAAGAAAGCUAUACUUGCUGCUGUCAAGGAAGCUGCCAAACGUUGCAAGGUCACCUUCCUCUCUUCUCCUGAGGACAAGAAGCUGCGUUGGAUAAUGUCAGACGAUUCGCCAUUGCCAAAGCUCAUCAUAGAGCAUCAAGAGAGCCCUCAGACCCCUCCCACUAUAGAGGAGGGUGUUGAAGCACCCAUACUUGAGAAUAAAGCUGAUCAGAAGGAACCCUCCUCUCAUGAGAACAGUGCAAAGGGAAAACCUCGCGGCCGUGGCAAACGAGGGAGAGCAAAAGGAGAAAAAAUGGCAAUACGCUUGACUGCACUUGAGCAGGAGAUGAUUGAGUGGGCGUAUGGUGGGUUCUUGCCGGGCGGUAAGGAGGGGCUACUCCCAGCCCCAGAGGAGGACAUACACGUUCAAGUUGUUCCAGUAGAGGCCAGAAACAAUGAGGAGAGGAGCAAUGAUGACAUGCCCAGGAAAAAGAGGAGAGUUAUGAUGUUGCAAGUGAGGAGCAGAGCUCGAUUCCACUCUGUUCUCGAAGGACGUGCCAAUCUCUCUGACAUGUGCAUCGGAUGUGGGGACUUGAACAUCAUUGCAGACCACCCUUUCUUUCGUGGAGGGUUGUGUGUGGAGUGCAAGAACGACUUCAUGGAGAGUGCCUACCUGUUCGAUGAAGACGGCUCUCAAAUGUACUGCACCAUCUGCUCUGCUGGGGAGGAGGUGUUUAUGUGUGAUGUGCAGAACUGCUCCAAAGUGUACUGUGCCAUGUGUGUGGAGAAGCUCUGUGGUAGUGCUGAACUCAACAGGGUCAAAGAGUCAGAGAAGUGGCUGUGCUACAUGUGUUCUCCUGAGCACAGUCACAUAGGACUGCUCGAGAAGAGGGAGGAUUGGGACAAGAAACUCAGAGAGCUCUUCCUGAAUGAUCACGAGAUGGAGUAUGAUCUACCAGCUUUCCAUCCAACCAUCCCCCCAGAGGAGCGGCGUCCAAUCAGAGUGCUCGGUCUCUUUGACGGCAUAGCAACGGGCCUUGUGGCGCUGAAGGAGUUAGGUGUGGAGGUGACCAAGUAUGUGUCCUCGGAGAUCGACACUGAUGCCAUAUUCGUGUCAAUGGUGCAACACAACGAGAUUGAGCAUGUGGGAGAUGUAGCAUCCAUAACAGAGAAAGAAAUUGAGGCAUGGGGACCAUUUGAUCUCGUUAUCGGAGGGAGCCCCUGUAAUGAUCUCUCUGUUGUGAACCCGGCCAGGAGAGGGAUAUACGAGGGUACUGGACGCUUGUUCUUUGAGUUCUACCGCAUCCUUAACUAUGUUAAGCCAGCUGUUGGUGAGGAGAGACCGUUCUUCUGGCUCUUUGAAAAUGUGGUCUCCAUGAAGCCUCAGGACAAGCAAACCAUCAGCAGAUUCUUGCAGAGCAACCCAGUGGUGGUGGAUGCCAAGGACAUAUCACCUGCACACAGAGCUCGCUAUUUCUGGGGCAAUCUGCCGGGCAUGAAUCGGCCCACCUCUGUCCUCCCAUCAGACCGCCUCACGCUGCAAAGUUGCCUGGAGCCAAACUGCUACAGAGUGGCCCAGUUCACAAAGCUGCGUACGAUCACCACCAAGAUGAACUCUAUCAAGCAGACCAAGAAAGCCAUCUUUCCCGUGAGGUUCGAGGGUGGGAGUGAGGAAGAAGAAGGUGACGUACUCUGGUGCACUGAGAUGGAACGAUUGUUUGGCUUCCCUGAGCACUACACUGAUGUUGGUAACCUCGGUCGUGCCGGUCGACAACGGUUGCUGGGGAAAGCGUGGAGUGUGCCUGUGAUUCGCCACCUCUUCUCUCCUCUCAAAGAGUACUUCAAGUCCUCCACCACCAAACAAGAGGGAGUGGCUGCCAUAGCCUCAGGGCAUGUCAAUGAGCAUUAUUGCCCUAGGGAUCCUCCCAUAGCAAGUUCUACUGGAGAUAUUACACCUCCUAGGGAUCCUCCCAUAACAAGUUCUACUGGAGAUAUUACACCUGUUUCCCCUAUUGUGAAACUAGACUAACUUAUUCUAUAGAAAUUCUACCCCCGUUAGCCCUUUUAAUGUUUGCUCAUUCUAUACUCAACACCUUGUAAUAUUUAUUCUCAUAUUUAUUUCAGUUGAUUUUUGUUGGCUUCAUAAUUAUAAUUAUUU